GAGAGUGGAUUUAUUUGGUGAAAGAGGAGAUUUCCCUUCUGCAUGGAUGUUUUGAGGGUAUAAAAUCAGAAAAGUGAAAUUCGUUCAGCAAUCAGCACUAAAUCAAUUUGUUGUUAUUAAUCGAAAGAUUUUUUUGCUGCACAUUUCCUCUUAAUUUGUGCGUGAGUUUUGCAGUGUGUUGUGUGAAAAGUGGCUCGAGAAGGGGUGAAAAGAAAAUAGAUGCAAUGCAAGAAGUGCAUGAGCUCAGUAAUUAACCGUGAAAGUGUGGUGAUGUUUGGGUGUUUGAUCAAGUGACUGGCAAGAGAGACAUUGAGCCUCUGAUGAUCGCGAGAGACAGAUCCUCAUCUGUUUAUUGACCUCUUGAGUCUCGAAACGGUGCUUUACACGGUGGUUUUUUGGCUGAAAGCACCUCUUUUCGGGUGUUUAUUGUUGUGUGUUGGCUCAUUGGUCAAGCUGCAGACUGGCCACUUCCUUAUAGAUUGUCACAGAGCACAAGCCAGUUAUUUAGCUCAUUGGGCUUCGUACUGUGGUGUGUGACUGGCAGAGAAGACGAAAUUAGUGGUGCUUCGCAGGCCACAAGAAGAAGGAGAAAAGAGUGUCGGAAAGAGUGCAAAGUGACUCGGAGCAAUUAAAUAAUUUAUGUGCACAGUGAUGGGAUGAUUUUACCCAUGGUUUUUUCUCAUUGACUUGAGACAAAAAGGCCUAGUUUUGUGUAUGACGAACUUAACUUGCGAGCUUUUCAUCUCUGCAAAUAAAAACACCACUCAUGUCCACCAAUAUGGUAUUCCUGAAGGAUUUAUCAGCGAAAAUCAAGGGUUAUUUAUUCAGUGGGGAAUACAUUAAGCAUCCUGUUCUGUACGAACUGAGCCACAAGUAUGGAUUCACAGACAAUCUGCCGGAGAGUGCGCUCCCGAAUCGCUUGGAGGAGAUUAAGGAGGCGAUUAGGCGGGAAAUUAGGAAGGAACUGAAGAUAAAGGAGGGCGCAGAGAAGCUGCGCGAGGUGGCAACCGACAGGCGAUCACUCUCCGAUGUGGCGUCCAUUGUGAAGAAGAGCAACAACAAAUUGGCCGAACUGAAGUCUGAAUUGCACGAGCUCGAGAGCCAAAUCAUUCUCACGCAGGGCAACAGUGUCACCAGCAAUGGUCAAGACAUUCUCGCGUCAUCGGAAAUGGCACCGAGCAGUGGUCCAGAAAUGACACCGAAUGACAAACUGCUCAUGUCGCUCGAGAAGCAGCUCAAUAUUGAGAUGAAGGUGAAGAAUGGUGCUGAGAAUAUGAUACAGUCAAUCUCUGGCGGACACCAUGGACGUGACAAGAAGCUGCUGGCGGAGGCGCAGCAGAUGCUGGCGGAUUCCAAAGCCAAAAUUGAGUUUCUGAAGCUGCGCAUUCUCAAGGUGCGCCAGAACAGGCACGUGAGCCAGGUGUCGGAGGAGAAUGGCGACGUGCGGCCGCGUGAUCUCGAGACGUCCCUCGAGGAGAGGAUCGAGGAGUUGCGUCACCGGCUGAGGAUUGAGGCGGCGGUGGUGGAUGGUGCGAAAAAUGUGAUAAGAACGCUACAGAACAGCAAAGUACCGGACAAGAAGGCCCUCCAAGAGGCACAAUCUCGACUAUCAGAGUCAUCACGAAAGCUGGAUCUGCUGCGGAAGGCGUUGGAGUUGCGCCGGAACGAAUUGCCACCGGAUUCGCCGGCGGCGAAGCAGCUGAAGCGCGAGCUGCAGAGCGUGCAGGCGUCGAGUCCGGUGCCUGUGACGUACACAUCGCUGCAGCCCUUCCGCGGCGGAUCCGAGGGGAAGCCCGUGCAGUCGCACUCGUCACUGAGCCGGUGUGCUGCCGUGACGGGGAAGUUGGAGGUGAGGCUGAUGGGGUGUCAGGAUCUGCUGGAGGAGGUGCCGGGCAGAUCGCGUCGGGACAAGGACGCCACGUCCAGUCCCACGGGUGAUUUGAGGAGUUUCGUGAAGGGUGUGACGAGCAGGAGUUCCUCCAAGAGCUACAGUGUCAAGGAUGAAACGUCAUCGGAGAUCAUGGCGAUUAUCAAGCUGGACAACAUCACAGUGGGUCAGACAUCGUGGAAGCCCUGCUCGCAGCAGGCUUGGGAUCAGCGCUUCUCCAUCGACCUAGACAGAUCGCGUGAGCUGGAAAUUGGUAUUUAUUGGCGCGACUGGCGAUCACUGUGUGCUGUCAAGUUCCUGCGCCUUGAGGAGUUUAUCGAUGACAUCCGUCAUGGUAUGGCGCUGCAGCUGGAGCCGCAGGGAUUGCUGUUUGCCGAGAUUAAAUUCCUCAAUCCCAUGAUCUCGCGGAAGCCCAAACUGCAGAGGCAGCGCAUGAUCUUCAAUAAGCAACAGGUGAAGAAUAUUCCACGCGCCAAGCAGAUGAACAUCAAUGUGGCCACGUGGGGCAGAUUGCUGAAGAAUGUGGGCAAGACACCGUCGAUUCCGCAGACGCCACAGCCCGCCACGCCGACUGCCAGUGGCCAGGAGAGUGGUAGCGGACCACAGCCCACGCAGCUCGUCUUCGACACAUCAAUCACGGAGAAUGAUCCCGUGGAGACGCCCGGUGACAAUCCGGACGUGAAUAUCGUUGGGCUGAGUGGUGCCAGACCUCUUGGCAUUCAGGGAAUGGCUAUUCUGGGACAAGAAGCCGCCGCUGUGGUGAAUGAGAAGAAUCAGAACAACAAUGCGACCAUCUCGAUGCCGCCGCCACGUCCACAGCAACCGCCGCCGAUCCUAACGUCCUUCCAGCGGAUAAAAUCCACCCCAUCUACGCCCACGACGCCGCCCACCACCCUCAAGAUGGACAAAGAGUUACAGAAUGCACUGCAAGAAUUUGAUUUUCUACAACAUGUCGAUCAGCAGCAGCUGCCACAUGUGGAGCACCAGCAGAGGCCGGAGACGUCACAGCAACAGCACGUGGCCGAGGAGACCACAUCAUCAUCAUCGGCUCUGGCGCGUGAGCUUUUCCGUCCAGUGCUGGCGAUGCCGCCCGUUGUGCUGAUGGGCGGCGGCGGUACGCACUUCGGCGUGCCCACGCCCAGUCCCAUUGUCGAAAUGCCACCGUCGCCGGCGCCCAGUCAGUUGCAAAUUGUUGACUUUCCCGAUGACGAUUGCAUCGAGAUAAUUCAGCCGAUGGAGAAUUUGGCGAUGAACAACAAUCCACAGUUCGCUGGAGCGUCAAUGGCACAGCCGAUCUUCCAUCAGGCGAUGCCUAAGUAUCAUCCGCCGCCCACUCAACCGCCGCCCGCGCCGCCAGUUGCUCAAGUGUCGCGCGCACCCGCUCAAGGGCACGUGAUUCCGCCACCGAAUGAGUUCAUCGGUGACGGCCCACCGACUCCGGCGUCGCGACGCCCCGUGCGCGGACAGCUGCAGUACCGCGACAGCGCGUAUGAGUCCAGGCGGCAGUCGCAGAGCGGCGGACUCAGCAUUGACAGCUUCAAGUUGCUCAGCGUGCUGGGCAGGGGACACUUCGGCAAGGUGAUCCUGUCGCAGUAUCGCAACACGGGCGAGUAUUUUGCCAUCAAGGCGCUCAAGAAGGGUGACAUCAUCUCGCGCGACGAGGUGGAGUCGCUGCUCAGUGAGAAACGCAUUUUCGAGGUGGCCAACGCCAUGCGCCAUCCUUUCCUCGUCAACCUGUUCGCGUGCUUCCAGACGGAGCAGCACGUGUGCUUCGUGAUGGAGUACGCAGCCGGUGGGGAUCUCAUGAUGCACAUCCACACGGAUGUGUUCUCAGAGCCGCGGGCAGUAUUUUAUGCCUCGUGUGUGGUUCUGGGAUUGCAGUAUUUGCACGAGAGCAAGAUUAUCUACAGAGAUUUGAAGUUGGAUAAUUUGCUACUGGACACUGAAGGAUAUGUGAAGAUUGCUGAUUUCGGCUUGUGCAAGGAAGGCAUGGGUUUCGGCGAUCGCACGGGGACUUUCUGUGGGACACCGGAAUUCCUGGCGCCCGAAGUUCUCACGGAGACUUCGUACACGCGCGCCGUGGACUGGUGGGGACUGGGUGUGCUCAUCUUCGAGAUGCUCGUGGGUGAAUCGCCUUUUCCCGGGGAUGAUGAGGAGGAGGUGUUUGACUCAAUUGUCAAUGACGAAGUGAGAUAUCCGCGAUUCCUGUCCCUCGAGGCCAUAGCAAUAAUGCGAAGAUUGCUGAGAAAGAAUCCCGAACGACGUCUGGGCUCGUCCGAGCGUGAUGCUGAGGAUGUGAAGAAGCAAGCUUUCUUCCGGCAAAUUGCUUGGGAUGAUUUGCUCAUGAGAAAAGUGAAACCACCGUUUGUCCCGACAAUUCGCCACUUGGAGGAUGUGUCCAACUUUGACGAGGAAUUUACAUCGGAGAAGCCUCAAUUGACACCACCAAAGGAGCCUCGUCCACUGACUGAAGAUGAGCAAAUGUACUUUAAGGACUUCACCUACAUGGCCGAUUGGUGUUGAGCCGCGCAUGCGCAUCCAAAACGUGUAUUUACGAAGUUAUUUAGUGGAAUGCAUGAGAGAUAAUGUUAAAAGUAGACAAUAUUUACAUGGAUUAUUGUUGGCAAUUUUGUGCAUCUUGCCUGAGAUUCAAUCCUAAAAAUGGAGAGUAAAGCAAGAGUUUCGAAUUUCUUCUCAAUAUUAUCAUUGUAACUUCUUGUGAAUGAAUAUUUUGUGAUCUUGAUCAGUAAAGAGAAAGAGAGAAAGGAAUAGAGAAAUUUUGUGAGUGGAUGCUGAUAAGGUUUCAAAAACAAUAUUUAUAGAGUGUCAAGUUGAACAAUUAAGUAGAUUGUGUAUGCUAAUUGUGGAGUAACAAUAAUAUUUAACUAGUUGUCACUUUUUUUACACGAUAAGGUAUCAAUUAACGAAGUAAGUUCUCUUCAUUUUAUUGCUGCAUCCAAGGCGGAACUGCAAUUUUGUACAUAAUUUCAGCGAGAUAUGGUGGUUGUUAAGCAAUUGCAGAACAUUUUUGCCAAAUUAAAUAUCAAUUCUCUAAUAAGUGUAGAGCAGGAAAGAGAAAGGGAGAGAGAGAGGGAGAGAAACAGUGUAGAACUGCGUAGUGUUACAAUUUAGCCAAGGUGACAAUUCAGUAGAUUGUAUUAAGUUGUAACUUAUCAAGGAGAGAAGGAGAAUUAAGAGUUAAUAUAUCACUGGAAAUUAUGAAGAAUUAUCAUGUUGAGAUUUUCCUCCAUAAAUCACUAAUUUUUGUAUUAAAUAUUGCCUUAUGUUAAUGUUUAUAUUUUCAUUUCUCAUAAACAUAAAUAAAUGAAACCCUUUUUCGCGCCAACCUUGAGACUGCUCGCCUGAAGCCUUCGAUUUUUCGGCAGUCUUGUAAGUUUAACGAAAAGAGAGAGAGAGAGAGAAUGUGUGUUUCUUAACUAUUUGCUCUUAUUUGUAUUUUAUAUCAAUUAGUUAAAAUGAGAUGAGGAUUUGUUCAAAUAUUUAAGGUGCCUUUUAAUGAGACGAAAAAUCAAAUAAACAUGCAAAAAACU
Molecule: messenger RNA, 5439 nt
Organism: Phlebotomus argentipes
Lineage: Eukaryota; Metazoa; Arthropoda; Insecta; Diptera; Psychodidae
Gene: Pkn
Product: serine/threonine-protein kinase N
Exons: 12
Coding region: 767-4411 (1214 amino acids)
Biological process (GO): signal transduction; protein phosphorylation
Molecular function (GO): protein serine/threonine kinase activity; ATP binding; small GTPase binding
Source: RefSeq, a predicted model, not a curated record